Messenger RNA from Symbiodinium sp. CCMP2592, 1809 nucleotides. The record is from the annotation of a GenBank genome assembly. Lineage: Eukaryota; Dinophyceae; Suessiales; Symbiodiniaceae.
AUGUGUCGGGUUGUUGCUUUAACCGUCAUAAGUUUGUUUACACACGUGCAUACUUUCAAGAUGAUGGCUCUUGCUCGGCCCGUGCCGCCGGUGGGAUGCCAGCCCCCCGCCGUGACAAACAAGAUGCUGAAAAUGCUACAGGGAUUUCUGAAGAAGCAGAGCCAGCCAAAAUCUCGGAUGGCAGAAGAGAUGCAGUCAUCCACAAUUGAGAAUGCUUUGAGCAAGGAAUAUGGGGUUUCCUUUCAUGCAAUGGAGAGAACAAGCUUGAGCAGUGAAUUCAAAAGGCGACCCGCAGACCAGCUGCUAAAAGCCGUGAAGGAGUUGCAAGCUGGCAAUGCUGGCCGUGGGGAUCCGGGUGUCAUGGCGGACGCCUUUGCAACGGCCUACGGGCUGAUGGAAGCAACGGAUCCAGUUCAACAGAUCAACGGGAUUGGUGAGCUGGAGUUCCGCACUGCGCAAGCGAUCCUGCUACAGCUUGCGCUGCUUUUGUCAGGGAACACCGCAGUGACGCCUGGCAUGUAUUACAUAGACGAGCAGAGGGUCAUCCGUGUGGUGUGGUGGGUGUCGACUCUGCUUGCCGUACCUGCAUAUUUUGGCGAGGCUUUGCAAGUGUCCGAACCCCGAGAGUAUGCCUUAUUUCCCAAGCCUGAUCCUUGCAGAUAUCGGGGCACGAUCACUGUGACAUCAGUCAACGGCAUUGGCGGUCAGGAGUUCUUCUGUGAGGGUGCCCACAUCAUCAUUUCCUGCGUCCAUCCGCACAUUGACAUGGCAAGCCAGCAAGAGUAUCACGUCAAUGUGAAUCGUCCCCAGCAGGCCGAACUGCUGUUGAGCUGGUUCAUUGCAGCCCCGAGUCCCACGGACAUCAACCGGUACCUUGCUGCGGCAGACAGGAAGCAACCCGUAGUUUUUCUGCGUCGGAACCUUGGUCUGACACACCCAGCUGCACCAUUCCAUGAAUCAAACAGUGUUGUGUUCUUGGACUCGAACGAUGAUGUGGAGCAGGUGCUGCAGCUUGCAGAUCAUGCCCCUUGCGGUUUAAGCAGGCACUUCCUGGACUACCAAACCGGCAUGAUUCCCUUCACAUUUCCACCAGCGAUUGACGACUGGGACCAGCGCAUGCAAAGCUCGAUGAUGCAAAUUGGCAGUCCCUUUGGUGAUGAGGCAGAGGCAGCCAGCUAUUUCUGCCAGAAGCUGGAGGAUGCCGCUUUGGACAUCUCACAACUGGAGGAGGAAGUUAAGGAUCUGCCGGUCGAGGAUGAAGACGACAUCAUGACAAAGGCGAAGCGCCUGGCCAGGGAUGCUCUUCUGUGCCUCCAACGGCAUCAUGUUGCUGUUCGCUGGGUGUCAGAGAUUCUCCAGGAUACCAUCGAAAUCGCGGUCUACCAAGGUCGAAUCAAGCAGGAGCAGGAGCAAAUCAGCAACAGAUGGGAGGUGCAGCCCAAGCCCACUAAACAAAAUCGUCAUGCUGCCAAGAGGGAAAGGAAAAAGCAAGGCCAGAACUUGCCCACAGAUGUCAAAGUUCAACCUGUGCAAUCACCUUCCCAGCGGCUCCGCAGUAUUCUUAACGAUUUCACCAACAAGGUGUUCAAGUAUCAGCACUACAAGAAGGCUUUCCAUGCGCUCCAAUCUACUGGCCUUUUGGCUCAUGUGGGUUGCGAGUCCAUCCGUGGUUCACAUCAUGUGCUCCAUGCACACGGGGCAGCAAGUGCAACGGUGGUGAUGCCGCAUGGGAGCUCUUCUGAGCAUCAUCGGCAUCGCUUCGCCCGGAGCCUCAUGAACAUUGCGGCGCAGACACAAGCUGCGGUUUGA